This is a messenger RNA of Portunus trituberculatus (swimming crab), 4684 nucleotides long. RefSeq names its product toll-interacting protein B-like. The coding region runs from base 406 to 1287 and encodes 293 amino acids. Gene Ontology annotation, molecular function: ubiquitin conjugating enzyme binding; ubiquitin binding. Gene Ontology annotation, biological process: ubiquitin-dependent protein catabolic process. Lineage: Eukaryota; Metazoa; Arthropoda; Malacostraca; Decapoda; Portunidae. The record is from RefSeq and is a predicted model, not a curated record. The transcript is spliced from 8 exons. Gene Ontology annotation, cellular component: cytoplasm.
CAGUGUCUUCCAUUAAGUGUUGGAGUCAGUCGUCUCACACACACACACACACACACACACGUAGAUGAUUAGAUAAUAUUUGAGAAUGUCAGUUUUCGUUGUAACCCAUUAACUGUCACGCACGUCGCAGAAACCAGUGGUGAAGAAGUGACCUGAAGUGUUAUUGCGUAGUGUGUCGUUAGUGUUGAAAGUAUGCAGUGUUUGAAUCAUAACACGCAAAAACUGCAGAAUAUAACGUCAUUUAUUUCCUAGUGAUGUAUCAACUCCAGCACUGAUAAGGAGUGUGGUGGUGCCAGACGCUAGUGCCACCUUGCCGCUUGCCAUCGCUCCCAUUCGACUGUCACUGCUAGAAACACUUGCCACAAGCUGUUUUGUACGGAAAUAGUUGUGAUAAAAACAGGAAAAAUGUUCCCACUUUUUAUUCCCAUUCCAAUCCCUCUAAACUUUGGUAGUCGUAGGCAAUCCAAUUACUACAUCCAACAUCACGUGCUGCACCCCAAUACUGGCGUGAUGCUGGGAACGCUGCCCAAUGACUUCCUGCGCAUGCCCAUGACAUCGGCACAGACGCAGGAAGAGGUGGACCAUGCCACGGCCCUCCACCUCCAGCACCAGAUGAUGACACAGCCCCAGCAGGCUGUGGGCAGGCUGCAGAUGACGGUGGUGUCGGCGGUGCUCAACAAGAACUACGGCAUGACAAGGAUGGACCCCUAUGUGCGAGUCAGGGUGGGGCAUUACAUUUACGAGACACAGACAGACACCAACGGGGCUAAGACACCGCGAUGGAACAAGGUUUUCCAGAUUUACCAGUUCCCAAAGGGCGUGAACACGAUACACAUUGAAAUUUACGACGAGAGGACCCUUACAGAUGAUGAGUUGAUUGCGUGGGUCAAUCUACCAAUUCCUGAGACAAUAUUCCAGGGAGAGACAGUGGAUGAGUGGUACAGUCUGUCAGGGAAGAUGGGAGAGGGGCAGGAAGGAGCCAUCAAUGUUGUCCUCUCUUAUACGACAGCACCUGCUCUGCCACAUGCCUUUGGUCAGGUGAUGAUGGUGCCACCCUAUGCAUAUGGCUCGGAGUACACCCGCGUUCCUGUGUACACCCUCCCGCCCAACCAACAGGCCCCAACCUGCAACCAGCCCCAGCCAAGACCCAUCUCGGAGGAGGACUUGAAGCAGCUUGAAGAAAUGUUCCCAUCAGUGGAGGCAGAGGUGGUGAAGUCGGUGCUGGAGGCGUCACACGGGAACAAGGAGAAGGCAAUUAACUCCCUCCUUCAGAUGCAAGACUCCUGAACACCACCAUCACUACUACUACUUCCCCGCUGACAGACAAUGGCUUCAACUUAAGCUCCUCUCCUUCAGGAAUUCUUGGGCCUUCAUGGUGUUCUCACGUAGUUUUGUUAUGGUUUAGAAGUUAGUGAGGAGGAGGAGGAGAUGGAGAAGCAGGAGGAUCAAGGUUUAUAGUGUAGUUUAUAAUGUAUAGUGAUUUGUAUCUUAGUGUGUUGUUCUUACUCAUAAUCUGUGAUAGAAGAGGAAACAUAGAAAGAGGAAAGGAAAUGAAUAUAUAGGCAGAAUAGUUAGUGGGUUUGUGAUUGUAGAAAAGAGGAAGAGGAAAGAAUAAGAGAUGAGAAAAGGAAGAUAAAAGUAUUGGUAACAUUUUGGGAUGUAUCAUAAAACACUUUCAUUCUAACAUGCAAGGGAGAGAGAGAGAGAGAGAGAGAGAGAGAGACUGGUUUCAUGAUAGGAAGAGUAAGGAAAUGACUUAGUAUCUCUUUUGAACACAAUACACACUCACAUUAUCUUACUAGAGAGAGAGAGAGAGAGAGAGAGAGAGAGAGAGAGAGAGAGAGAAAGAUAGUUUAAUGUACGAAAGUUUUAAGAUAAUUUAAUAUAACUUCACAUUCUCACCCAGACUUACUGAGAGAGAGAGAGAGAGAGAGAGAGAGAGAGAGAGAGAGUGCAAGAUGGAUAAUUUGCAAGAAAAAUAUAAUAGCAAUCUAACUUAUAAAAAAUCUGAGAUCUCUUUCUGAUAACUGUGCAGAUAGCUUAUAGUAACUGGAGUGUUGAAUGAACUUGUAUUUGCAGGGUAUAUAUUAAGAUUUUCUGGAAUAUCUUUAUGUAUGAAAUAUGAUCUUUUAUUCUUGUUAUUCCUCCUCUUUCUCUUUUCCUCAUCCUCCUCCUUCUCCUCCUCGUCCUCUCCUUCUCCUUCUCCUUCUCCUUCUCCUUCUCCUUCUCCAUCUCCUUCUUCUCCUUCUCCUUUUCUUUCUCCUCUUCCUCCUCCUCCUCCUCUUUUGUCUUGUUCUUUUUAUUUUGUAACAGUCGUUGUGUUUUGCAUAUGUGAUUUUGUGAAGUGUUUGGGUUCUAUUCUUGUAUCUAUUUUAUCUUCUUUUUAUUAUUUUAUUUUAUUUCCUUUUUCUUCUGGUGUUGUGGUAUUCUCACAUUUCUUUCUUUGUGACAGUAAUUCUGAAGUUAUGUGUGGCAAAGAAUGAUUUUUCUCCCUGUUUCUAUCAGUAUUAAAUCUUUUUUUGUUUUUUUUUUCUUAUUUCUUUUAGUCGUGUUUGUACUUUUUGUUGUGUCAUCUUGUAAUGAUUUAUCAGUUAUUUUUCUUGUCAUAAUUAGUUUUCUGAAUACUUUUUUCUGUGUGUGUGUGUGUGUGUGUGUGUGUGUGUGUGUGUGUGUGUGUGUGUGUGUGUGUGUGUGUGUGUGUGUGUGUGUGUGUGUGUCAAAUGGCCAGUGUGCAAGAUAUAGAUAUGGUAUUUGUACAUGCAUUUUUUAUUUACCAUGGUUCUCUGUAGCAUUUUUUUCUCCCACUUAUGAACACUUAAAAUUGUAGGUUAGCCUCAGUCAUCAUGUUAGGUAAAGAAAGCAAAAUAGAUGAAAAUAAUGGUAAUGUUAUAUUUUAGUAAUUUUCUGCCCUCUUUGUUACAGUAUUUUGAAAUGUAACUUAAUUCUUGGACUUUAUGUAUAUGUAACUAUGUUUUUAAUUGAUUACCUUUGUAUAGGUGUGAGAAAUGCCUUGCUGUAUAUACAUAAGAGAAAGAUGUAUGGUGUGUGCCAGUGGAGUCUUAUCAGUACUCUCACACUGGCUCUACUAAUAAUGAUUUUGUCCUGGCAUUCUUUACCGCUAAUCUGCCAGGGAAGAAAGUUAACAUAUUUACCAUAGCUUUACCUAUUUAUCUAUAUAGUAAUUUAUAACAGUUCAUCAUUUUGUCUUGGCACUCUCUUACUAAUGAGGGGAGAAAGUGAUCAUGUGUUUUGUGGCCUCACCUGUGUAUCUUCAUAGUAAUAAUUUGUAUAUAAGUUUUAAAGGGAAGCCAGUCAUUCAUUUUGGCUCUCUUUACCAAUCAAGAAGGAAAGUUAUAUUCUGGGGCUUUCAUCUCUUUAUUUCUAUUAGUAAUGUAUAUCUGAUUUUCUGUCAGAACUCUAACCUUAUCUUGUUCUGUUACUAAACUAUCAGGGUAAAAACAGUUAGAUUAUCUGGCUGUAUUUAUUUAUUUCUCUUAGUAAUUUAUAUAAGUAAUUCUCUCACUACACUCACCAGUUUCUUGACAUUUUACUAAUCUGUCUGGGGAAGAUAACUUAUUUAUUUAAUGUAGCUUAACCUGUAACUCCUAAUGCAUUUAUUUAUGAAAACCCAUACCAGUCUUGCCCAUGUUCAUAUUUGGCAAAGGUGUGAAGCUGGGACUGACCUGUGACCUGGAAGAAUUGGUGACCUGUAACUUAACUAACUGGUGACUACAUACUGGUUAAUAUUGACUAUACACAACUUCAUAGCUCGUAACUUAACUGGUGACUACUGGAUAAUUUUAAUGACCACAUAACCAGCUUUUAACUUGACAAAAGUGACAUAUCUUUAUUAGUCUAAUAUCCUGUGAUAAGUUAUAAUUAUUGCUCAUACUGGGGUAGUAAAUGCUUCACAUUGCACAUAAGUUAUUACCCAAAAAGCUAAGCACUGCAUUUUCAAGCAUCUGAAACUCCUGUCUCCUGGCCCUAUACCUCAAGACACUGUUCUCUCAUCAGGUUCUUUCAUAUCCCACAGAAAUGAUGUCAGGCUUUCAUAGCUGUUGUUCUCCUAAGAGGUGCAGAAUUGAUGUUAUACAGGCUCUUACAGGUGUUUCUUCUCAUAAAAGGUGCAAACUCCAUGUUAAACUAUUACUUAAUGGUUGAAGAUCCCUUGAAAAAUCCCAUUUAUUUCCACUGCAGCUUGUCAAAAAUUCUAGAAGUUAUAGUUUUCCAAGGGUUUUACGUGGUGGAAGUUAUUGUUAGUUUUAAGUAUGAUUUAUAACAGUGAUAUGUAAACAAAAAUUCUGCACCAUUAAGGAAUCAGAACAAGAGUACACAACUAAUUAUUGUGGCUUUCAAAAAUAUAAAUCUAGUACUGAUUGAGAGAGCAGUGUUUCAUGAUACCCAAAGUCAUAUGGUGUACAGAUGGACAGACAGACAUCAAUUAACAAACUCACUAUCACUGUUAACUCACCCAUGGCAUAAUUGACUUAGUGUGGGCAUCGUAGCUUUUGUUGAUGUUAUCUAGUUAUAUUUUUAGUCUGAUUUAGCUGGAGAAGUGUUUGCAGGUGACUAAUUGUUUUUGUGUAUGUAUAUGAUAUAACUGCAGAUGUGUGUGGGUGUGUGAAUUUAUGUAACUGAAGGCCUAGAUGUUAUUAUAAUGGAAAAUACGUAAUGAUAAAAGAUA